CCGCCGGUCAUCUUCAUUAUUGUUUUGACGUUUCUUUUCGAUUUUACUAAAAACACUAUUUUUGUCGAGAGAACAAACGAAAAGAUGAAGGAAGAAGAAGAGGAGCAAUGCAAAAGAAACCGAGAGGCUUUCAAGAGGUUCUUCGAGCACAUACCCAGGACCGCUUUGAUCGGCGUGCUUUCCUAUCUCCUCCACGACAGGUUGAGUGUCUACGAGACAGACCCAAGCAAGCCUUUCUCCACUGCUCUUGCCUACGCCUCCGCUGCCUACAUCUUCUUUCAGGUCGCACACGCCUUUGCUCGCGCUACUCAUCCUCCUCCUUGUUUCUUCUUCGACUUCCUCUCUCUUCUCUGUGGACUCGCCGUCGUUUGCAUUGCCUUUGCUGCUUUCUUCCACAUCUGAACUCAAGAGUUCUAAAUACAUACUAAUAAUCCUCUUAUGGUUGAUAUGUCUGAGAGAGUCAUUUCACUUUUUUAAUUUCUUGUA
Messenger RNA from Capsella rubella, 486 nucleotides. RefSeq lists its product as uncharacterized. The transcript has a single exon. The coding region runs from base 85 to 402 and encodes 105 amino acids. NCBI's taxonomy places the organism in Eukaryota, Viridiplantae, Streptophyta, Magnoliopsida, Brassicales, Brassicaceae. The record is from RefSeq and is a predicted model, not a curated record.